AUGAACGCGUUAUCCACUGCGGCCAGAGCCGACACGGCCAACGAAGCAUCAUGGUCCAACAUCCCCACGAACCUGCUCCUGGCCGAGCUCAAGAGACGUAGUGACCAAGCCAACGGUGGCGUCCAACCGCAGAAACCAGAAUGUGGUUCCCGAGAUAGGGGCUGGUACGAUAUGCCAGCACAUGUGUUUGCCCUGUUCCUUAUCUUGAUCGUCAGCACCUUCAGCUGCGGAUUUCCCAUUAUAUCGAGACGGACGGCCAGCGGAGGCCGGCGAAAGAGCAUCAUAUUUUACUGUCAGCAUAUCGGGACCGGAGUUUUGCUUGCGACGGCAUUCGUGCAUCUACUUCCCAUGGCUUUCGACUCCUUGACCGAUCCUUGUUUACCAGACUUCUUCAUAAAAGGCUACAGGCCGUUGCCAGGAUUCAUUUCCCUGGUAGCUGCUAUUUUGGUUGUUGGCGUGGAGUCUUACCUCACUGCACGUGGCGCAGGCCACUCACACUCCCACCACGAGUACUGGGAGGAGGGUGAGGAAGGGGCUCAGGGGCCGCAAAUUCAGCUACAAGAAAGCACCGGGCUAUCGAGAAGCAGAGCUGGGAGCCAUCGUCCAGGGGACCUAUCGCUGGGUGAUAGCGAAGCACAAGGCCUUGUGGCUGGGGUAUCUCCGCUCCCGGAGUCUACGCCGACAGGACAGAAUGGCAACGCUGGGAAGCGCAAAACACACGUAGUGGACGACUCAAACGACGAAGACUCUGACUUGGAUCUGGAUAUGGAUGAAAUUGAUCCUGCGCCAAUUGGCGAGCGCCAAAACGGUCAAUAUGCGUCGCUCAAUCGACCUAGAUCAUCGGCACAGGACGACUUCAUGACUCCAAACCCUACGGCACCUAUGACCGCAGAAGAGCAACACAGACAGGUCCUGCAGUGUCUGCUUCUCGAGGCUGGCAUCCUCUUUCACAGUGUUUUCAUUGGAAUGGCCGUUUCAGUCGCCACCGGCCCUGCCUUCGUGGUCUUCUUGGUCGCUAUCAGCUUCCACCAAUGCUUCGAGGGACUCGCUCUUGGUAGCCGUAUCGCUGCUAUCCAAUUUCCGAAGAGAUCUAUCCGACCUUGGUUAAUGGUACUAGCAUACGGCCUCACAACACCUAUCGGCCAAGCAAUUGGACUAAUUGUCCACAAACUAUAUGAUCCUCAAAGCAUGGCCGGCUUGCUCGUUGUAGGCUUUAUGAAUGCUAUCUCAUCGGGAUUACUGCUCUAUGCCGGCCUAGUUCAACUGUUAGCAGAGGAUUUCUUGACCGAGAAGAGCUACAAGGUUCUCAAGGGAAGCAAGCGCUUGCGAGCAUAUCUGGCCGUAUGUUGCGGAGCUUUGAUGAUGGCCAUAGUGGGCGCAUUUGCAUAG
This is a messenger RNA of Clonostachys rhizophaga, 1389 nucleotides long. Lineage: Eukaryota; Fungi; Ascomycota; Sordariomycetes; Hypocreales; Bionectriaceae. The record is from the annotation of a GenBank genome assembly.